CCCCCUCAGCUUGCAACAGAAUUCUCCUUUAGAAUGCCUUCCUCCCUUUUCGUCUCUACUUUACUAUGAUUGAGGAAACUUUGCACCCAUAAAUACUCGUCUGAUAAUUGAUUCUGAAUUUAAAAUUAUUGCAUAAACUCAUCCUUAAACCUUCAGUUUGGUGGACUGACAUCACUGGAGUACAAAGGCAACAUGGGAUGGAUGAACCAUCUGUGGUGUUUGAUGCUUUUUGUUUCAUCAAGCCUCUCUGCUUCUGUUUCAGAGAACUUUGCAGUUAUGGGCGGGAAGUCCAUCUUGGUGGAGCAGAACCAAACAGCCACUUUACCCUGCUGGCUCAGCCCCCCCCCCCCCCCGAGUGCUGAGGAUCAAGAGGUCCAUUGGUAUUUUGGCUAUGACCAUUAUGAUACCCUCGUCAUGCUUUACAGGGCAAAGAUGUUUGAUCAUGGAUCCCAGAGUGCUUCAUAUGUUGGCCGAGUCUCAUUUGGUUUAAAAGACGCAACAUCUGGUGGGCUGAAGGCAGGUGAUGUGAGUCUGAAGCUGGUAAACGUCACGAUUCAGGAUGCAGGGGUCUACACCUGCUUUGUCAGCAGCUUAAAUGCCUACAGGGGCUCAACCGUGGCUCUCAGUGUGACAGAAACAGGAAGUCCUCCUCUUCUGACAGCAGUGUGGAAAGAGGCUAACAUGGUGGAAGUGAGCUGUGAAUCUGAGGGCUGGUAUCCACAGCCUGAGCUGCUCUGGUCACACAAGAAUAAAGCUCUGACCUCCAGUAAUGUGAAAUAUGACAGAGACUCUACUGGUCUUUACUCAGUCCACAGUUGGGUUCUUGUCUCCAACUCGUCUGAAAUCUCCUGCUCUGUUGGUGUUGCUAAUCAAGUGACCAGAGAGGCUGUGUUGCUGCCAAGAAAUAAUCUAAAAGCACUAGGAGAAGCGUCAGAACCUUCCUCAGAUGGAUGGGUGGCUUUUGGGAUACUCGUGGUGGUGGUGGUGGUGGUAUUAGCUGCAGCUGGAGCUGUGUACUUCAGAAAGAGAUUCAAGAAGUCUGAAUCAGAAGGUGACCAACCUGAUGGGCAGAAACUCUCUGAAGAGAUGGAAGCACUCCUGCCAAUAGGAAGGGUGGUACCAACAGCUCUGUUAGAGCCUUCCAAGCAUUACGUGAAUGUUGAACUCAUGGACACAAAAAACCCACACCUAACAAUCAGAGGGUCUAGAGUAAGAGAUGCUAAAUGGUUUCCAGAUGGAGACACUAGAGUUACCUGUCUCACAGCCAUCAGAGGAACAUGUGGAUUCUCUACUGGACAACACUACUGGGAGGUUUCUCUAAAAGAUAACCACUGUGAACCCAAACAGUCCUGGUGGAUCGGAGUAACAAACAGACCUGAAAUCCCUCAGGACAGCCGUUUGUCUCCUAACAUAUCUAAUGGUUUCUGGUGCCUGUCUUCUUCUGGUCCAGGAGAUACCAUCCAGUGUAGCACUGACCCGGAGACGUCUCUUCAUGUCCAGUCAAGACCAGAGACAGUUGGUGUUUAUUUAGACUUUGACUCUGGAGAACUCUCCUUUUACAAUGUGGAGGAGAAACAGCUAAUUAUAUCGUUGGCAGUUAAGUUUAAAGAAGAAAUCUUUCCAUUUUUCAACCCUGGGAGAGGUGACCAGUCAGCUAUGGAGAUAAUACAGAAGACAGAGCAGGUUGAGUGUAACGAUGACGUCUGAUCAUCAUUAGCAGAUGAAGUAAAACUUGUUGUUUCUAAUCAUGGUGCGUUUUGCCCUGUACUCUUGUGUUUUUUCCAUACAAAAAAUUAUAACAUCCAUUUCAGCCAGGAACCCUUAUUGGUGUUAGGUUAGCACUAUCUCACUCCACCAAGCAGAUAUUCACAUCAUUUUGUUCCUUCAUCAAUAGCCUCCUAAAUCCUGUCAUCUAAAUAAUGUCCACCUCUUCUUUGUCACCCAACUGGCUGGUGUUUGAUGGCUGUGUUGUUUUUGCUUGUGUUUAUUACUUUCACCUUCUUCUUCAGUUAUACUCGGAUACAAAAACAAUCUUUAGAGGCUUUCCUUUGGUUAAAAAACACACAAAAUCAGGGGGAGAGCCUUUAUUACAUGAAAAAUAAUACACUAUAAAGCAGUGAGCCUCAACUGGCGGCCAGUGGGCCACAUCCAGCCCGCCAGACCUUCCCACCUGGCCCCUCAAACCUUUGGGCGGCAAAAAUCAUGUCCCAAAUAUCAAUAAUUGUUUA
Molecule: messenger RNA, 2228 nt
Organism: Nothobranchius furzeri (turquoise killifish)
Lineage: Eukaryota; Metazoa; Chordata; Actinopteri; Cyprinodontiformes; Nothobranchiidae
Product: butyrophilin subfamily 2 member A2
Biological process (GO): T cell receptor signaling pathway; regulation of cytokine production
Cellular component (GO): external side of plasma membrane
Molecular function (GO): signaling receptor binding
Source: RefSeq, a predicted model, not a curated record